Colias croceus (clouded yellow) is the source of this 2231-nucleotide messenger RNA. RefSeq names its product terminal uridylyltransferase Tailor-like. The transcript has 6 exons. The coding region runs from base 924 to 2231 and encodes 435 amino acids. The record is from RefSeq and is a predicted model, not a curated record. Lineage: Eukaryota; Metazoa; Arthropoda; Insecta; Lepidoptera; Pieridae. Gene Ontology annotation, molecular function: nucleotidyltransferase activity. Gene Ontology annotation, biological process: RNA 3'-end processing.
CGCAAGCGCUCUAACGUCCAGGCCCACGCAAAGUCUGAUGAUUUGAUUUAUGACAUAUUGGAAAUAUUGCGUCGCUUCAUUUGCAUUCGUGAGGCUGCAGACUACGCGCGUGCAUCUUGACCUUUGGAGUUCAGAUUUCUGAAACUAACGAAAAAGGAUGGCUUUUUCUAAGCCCAUCGAGUUUGAGGACGAGUUGGAUAAGCCGGCUUUUAAUUUAGGUGUGAAGACCUGCCGCCUAAUCGUCGACGGUUUGCCCCCGUAUGCAACCAACGCCCAUUCGUUAGCACUAAGGGAGAGAUUCUUAGUGUUCGGCGACUUGAGGGUUGAGGGGAUCGCCCAGGGUAAUGCUUUGCUCAACUUUUAUACUGCCGAAGGAGCUCAGCGAGCGUUGCAAGCCUCCGGUAACAUUUGCUUCGCAGGGCAUAUUCUCACUCUUUGUGAGCAAGAGAUCAUCGGAAAGCCUCCUCCACAAAGGAGAAACCCUAACAGAGUAUUCACCAUUAGCCCAGCUCACUUAAACUACGAAGGGAAUAUCGUUCAUCAAAUGUUGAGACUCAGGAAUACCAUCAGUUACAGCAACGAGGAUCUCAUAGCUUUCCUUAAGAUUGCAGUUGAUGUGGAAAAUGUCAUGCGGAUUGGCUGGCCAGGUUGUAGAAUCUCAAUAUGUAUCAAUAAAUGUACCUUUUAUUUUGCAUUUUUGACCCUAUCUCUUCUUUCAUGUGACGUCGUAAACCUAAUUCAGGCUUUUACCUAUGUAAAAUAUUGAUUUGUUUGUUGUCGUGAUUUAAUUAAAAUAAGAAUGCCGAGCUAUUCUGCAUGGUUCCUUGAUAACUGGCAUUUCAACCAAACCGAGCGAAGCCGAUUGCUUCGUGUAUGUCCCUACGUAUAAUUAUAUCACAUCGAAAUUUUGCGUUGGCAGAGCGAUGCAAAUUAUACUUAAAAAAAAGGACAUGUUUGAACUCUGGUAUACGUGUGACAAUAUAAAAAAACCAUCAUUUCGUAUAUACCACAUUCAAACGGGUAUGUAUUGUACGGUGCACUUUAAAAGUUAUCUGUAUGUGUAUACUAGUCGCCUGCAAAAGUUUUUUCUGAGCCUGAAUGAAAGUUUCACGCCGAUGUGUUUGAUUAUUAAAUAUUGGGCUCAAGUAAAUGGCUUGCUGGGAACUUGUCAACUAAAUACCUAUUCGCUUAUGCUUCUUAUCCUAUUUUUCCUUCAACAACCUCCUCGUUAUAUACCAUCUGUACAAUAUCUACAGAAGAAGAUGCACGCAGAAACAAUAGUCGAUAAUUGGAAUGUGAAUUUUUUUGAUAAAAUUAAUUUGAUGCGACAGCAUACCAGCAAAUCACUUGGGAUCCUUGCUCUCAUGGGAGAGUUCUUUGCAUUUUAUGCAACCUUUAAUUUCAGAGAUUUUGUGGUAUGCCCGUAUUUGGGGAAACUUAUUUUGAAAAGCGAUUUUAGUAAUAUCGGUACCUUGAGCGACAAUUUUGAAAAAUACAAACAAAACGUAAACUUUUUUCGGGAACCUCCACUUCGACAUAACACCCCCAUGGUGGUACAAGAUACAUUUCAACUCAAUAAUAAUUUAACCAGUUCACUAACUCUUGAAAUCAUUGAUGAAUUUCAAGCUUACUGCCAAUUUGCUUUCGAAGCAUAUAAAGACGGAAGAAAAAAUAAUUACAAAUAUUUUCUGCGAACCAUUCUAGUCGGAAUACCACUACAUCUUCGAAGGUUUAAAUUUAAAAUAUUCACAGUCAAAUUAAAAGUAUAUCAAAAUUUUGAAUGUGAUGUCCAAAGCUGGAGAGUCAUUGUGAAAGAAAAUCUUUUUACGAUACUGAAACAUAUUUGUAAAAUAUCAUUAUUUGAUGUCGGGGAAACUCGAACUGAUUCACAAGUGGAGACCGUUUGGUUAGGUAUUGUUCAUCACAGAAUUUGGGAGAGGGAUAUAAACACUACUUACCCCGCUGACUUCUUGGUAAAGGAAAGAAAUGUGACUAACGCCAUUCGCUGGGAUGAAUCUCGUUCUACACAUUUCUCCUUCAAUUUAAAAAUAUGGUAUAUUGAUGGCACAAAGUUUGUUCAUUUUGUUAUCACUCAUUUAAAUGGGUCCCGUCAUGAUUACUUAAAAUUUGGCAACUUCGUUCAAGAAGAAAUUUUCAAAUGGUUGUUUAUUUGCACCGGACCACGUUCGUCUGAGGGGUUUUUAUCAGUGCUCGCCCGUGCCCUCCGCUAA